CGCCAGGUGUGUCCGUCUCUCCUUCCCCUACCCCCGUCUUCUUCGCCGGCCUUCGGGCGUUGAGGUAGAGCACAGGCGAAAGCUGGGACCGCGGCAUCUGUCUCCGCUGGUCCCCGUCAGCCUGCGGCCCGGUCUGUGGUGGCGGCGCGCCCCGGUCUUCGUUUCGGGCCCGUCGGGACAACGCCUGGCGUCACGACUGCUUCGGGGAUCGCGCUGAUCCACAUCCGCCAACGUUUCCACUGCUGAGCAGGACCUCCCCUGAGGCUUACGACAGGGUGUCGUUCCAGGGCCGGUAACUGGGGUCUGAGGUUAGAAGACCCUCACACCCUUGGGCACAAAGAGGUGCGGGCCCGAAGGGCGAGGGAAGGAAGCAGACCUCAGGAUCACUUUGGUUAACUUUAGUUUGGUGAUGAUUUUUUGUUUGAUUUUGAACUGUUGCCAGGUUUAAAGCAGGAUGAAGUUAAAGGAAAUAGACCGUACGGCCAUGCAGGCCUGGAGCCCUGCCCAGAAUCAUCCCAUUUACCUAGCUACAGGAACAUCUGCUCAACAAUUGGAUGCAACGUUUAGUACCAGUGCUUCCCUUGAAAUAUUUGAAUUAGAUCUUUCUGAUCCAUCCUUGGAUAUGAAAUCUUGUGCCACCUUCUCUUCUUCUCAUAGGUACCACAAGUUGAUUUGGGGGCCUCAUAAGAUGGAUUCCAAAGGGAAUGUCUCUGGAGUUCUGAUUGCAGGUGGUGAAAAUGGAAAUAUUAUUCUUUAUGAUCCUUCUAAAAUUAUAGCUGGAGACAAGGAAGUUGUGAUUGCCCAAAAUGACAAGCAUACCGGCCCAGUAAGAGCGUUGGAUGUGAAUAUUUUCCAGACUAAUCUGGUAGCCUCUGGUGCUAAUGAAUCUGAAAUCUACAUUUGGGAUCUCAACAAUUUUGCAACUCCAAUGACACCAGGAGCCAAAACACAGCCCCCAGAAGAUAUCAGCUGCAUUGCAUGGAACAGACAAGUUCAGCAUAUUUUGGCAUCAGCCAGUCCCAGUGGCCGGGCCACUGUAUGGGAUCUUAGAAAAAAUGAACCUAUCAUCAAAGUUAGUGACCAUAGUAACAGGAUGCAUUGCUCUGGGUUGGCGUGGCAUCCUGAUGUUGCGACUCAGAUGGUGCUUGCCUCUGAGGAUGAUAGAUUACCAGUGAUCCAGAUGUGGGAUCUUCGCUUUGCUUCCUCUCCACUCCGUGUCUUGGAAAACCAUGCCAGGGGGAUUUUGGCAAUUGCUUGGAGCAUGGCAGAUCCUGAAUUGCUGCUGAGCUGCGGAAAAGAUGCUAAGAUUCUCUGCUCCAACCCAAACACAGGAGAGGUGUUAUAUGAACUUCCUACCAACACGCAGUGGUGCUUUGAUAUUCAGUGGUGUCCCAGAAAUCCUGCUGUCUUAUCAGCUGCUUCCUUUGAUGGGCGUAUCAGUGUUUAUUCUAUCAUGGGUGGGAGCGCAGAUGGCUUAAGGCAGAAACAAGUUGACAAGCUUUCAUCAUCUUUUGGAAAUCUUGAUCCCUUUGGCACAGGACAGCCCCUUCCUCCAUUACAAAUUCCUCAGCAGACUGCUCAGCAUAAUAUAGUGUUGCCUCUGAAGAAGCCACCCAAGUGGAUCCGAAGACCUGUUGGUGCUUCCUUUUCAUUUGGAGGCAAACUGGUUACCUUUGAGAAUGUCAGAGUACAAGCCCAGCAGGGAGCUGAGCAGCAGCAACAGCAACACCAUGUGUUCAUCAGUCAGGUGGUAACAGAAAAAGAAUUCCUCAGCCGAUCAGACCAACUUCAGCAAGUCGUGCAGUCACAAGGAUUUGUCAGUUAUUGUCAGAAAAAGAUUGAUGCUUCUCAGACUGAGUUUGAGAAAAAUGUAUGGUCCUUUUUGAAGGUGAACUUUGAGGAUGAUUCUCGGGGAAAAUACCUUGAACUUCUAGGAUACAGAAAAGAAGACCUAGGAAAGAAGAUUGCUUUGGCCUUGAACAAGGUGGAUGGACCCGAUGUGGCUCUUAAAGAUUCUGACCAAGUAGCACAGAGUGAUGGGGAGGAGAGCCCUGCUGCUGAAGAGCAGCUCUUGGGAGAGUGCAUUAAAGAGGGAAAACAAGAAUCUGAAUUUCUACCAUCAGCAGGAGGAACAUUUAACAUCUCCAUCAGUGGCGAUAUUGAUGGUUUAAUUACUCAGGCUUUGCUGACGGGUAACUUUGAGAGUGCCGUUGACCUUUGUUUACAUGAUAACCGUAUGGCUGAUGCCAUUAUAUUGGCCAUAGCAGGUGGACAAGAACUCUUGGCUCAAACGCAGAAAAAGUAUUUUGCAAAAUCCCAAAGCAAAAUUACCAGGCUAAUUACUGCAGUGGUGAUGAAGAACUGGAAAGAAAUUGUUGAGUCUUGUGACCUUAAAAAUUGGAGAGAGGCUUUAGCUGCAGUAUUGACUUAUGCUAAACCAGAUGAAUUUUCAGCCCUUUGUGAUCUUUUGGGAACCAGGCUUGAAAGUGAAGGUGAUAGCCUCCUGCAGACUCAAGCAUGUCUCUGCUAUAUCUGUGCAGGGAAUGUAGAGAAACUAGUUGCAUGUUGGACUAAAGCUCAAGAUGGAAGCAGUCCUUUGUCCCUUCAGGAUCUUAUUGAGAAAGUUGUCAUCCUGCGAAAAGCUGUACAACUCACCCAAGCCAUGGACACCAAUACUGUAGGAGUUCUUUUGGCCGAGAAGAUGAGUCAGUAUGCCAAUUUGUUGGCAGCCCAAGGCAGUAUUGCUGCAGCCUUGGCUUUUCUUCCUGAAAACACCAACCAGCCAAAUAUUGUGCAGCUUCGUGACAGACUUUGUAGAGCACAAGGACAGCCUGUACCAGGACAGGAAUCACCUAAAAUUCCUUAUGAGAGGCAGCAGCUGCCCAAGGGCAGGCCUGGACCAAUGGCUGGCCACUCACAGAUGCCAAGAGUUCCAGCUCAACAAUAUUAUCCGCAUGGAGAAAAUCCUCCACCUCCAGGUUUCAUAAUGCAUGGAAAUGUUAACCCAAAUGCUGCCACAGCUCAGCUUCCCACCUCUCCGGGUCAUAUGCACACCCAGGUACCACCUUAUCCACAGCCACAGCCUUAUCAACCAGCCCAGCAGUAUUCCUUCGGAACAGGGGGGUCAACAAUGUAUCGACCUCAGCAGCCUGUUGCUCCUUCUGCUUCAAACGCUUACCCUAACACCCCUUACAUAUCUCCUGCUUCUUCCUAUUCUGGGCAGUCUCAGCUGUAUGCAACACAGCACCAGGCCUCUCCACCUACCUCCAGCUCUGCUGCUUCUUUCCCUCCUCCCCCUUCCUCUGGAGCAUCCUUCCAGCACGGCGGACCAGGAGCUCCACCAUCGUCUUUAGCUUAUGCGCUGCCUCCUGGAACAACAGGUUCUCAGAAUGGUUGGAAUGAUCCUCCAGCUUUGAACAGAGUACCUAAGAAGAAGAAGAUGCCUGAAAACUUUAUGCCACCUGUUCCCAUCACAUCACCAAUCAUGAACCCUUUGGGUGACCCCCAGUCACAGAUGCUGCCGCAACAGCCUUCAGCUCCCGUACCUCUGUCAAGCCAAGCUUCAUUUCCACAGCCACAUCUUGCAGGUGGCCAGACCUUCCAUGGCAUACAACAACCCCUCGGUCAACCAGGCAUGCCACCAUCUUUCUCCAAGCCCAAUAUUGAAGGCGCCCCAGGGGCUCCUAUUGGAAAUACCAUCCAGCAUGUGCAGUCUUUGCCAACAGAAAAAAUUACCAAGAAACCUAUUCCAGAUGAGCACCUCAUUCUAAAGACCACAUUUGAGGAUCUUAUUCAGCGCUGCCUCUCUUCAGCCACAGAUCCUCAAACCAAGAGGAAGCUAGAUGAUGCCAGCAAACGCUUGGAGUUUCUGUAUGAUAAACUUAGGGAACAGACACUUUCACCCACAAUCAUCAGUGGUUUACACAACAUUGCAAGGAGCAUUGAAUCGCGAAACUACUCAGAAGGAUUGACCAUCCACACCCACAUAGUUAGCACCAGCAACUUCAGUGAGACCUCAGCUUUCAUGCCAGUUCUCAAAGUCGUUCUCACCCAGGCCAAUAAGCUGGGUGUCUAAAAGGACAUCUUUACUCCCAGCCCAUAUUGUCAUUUUUCCAAAGAAACAUACUUUAAAAAAUGUUAAGAUAUGGACCAAUCCUCAUUAGCAUGUUUCCAUAACAGCCAGUCAAGAGCAUUUACACUAUUUCUGCAGAUAUACUCACCUUAGAACUGCUCAAAACCCAGGUGCUUUCUUUUGUUUUAAUCUUUUAUUGCCCAUGAUGAUUUUCCUAUUCUGCAAGUAGUGUAUUUCCUGGAUUACACAUAGUGUGUUUUCCUGAAGUAUUCUGAUAAAAUGUGGUUUUUAAAACCUCAGUAUACUUUCUGGAAAAGGAGCAUCUGGUUAUGCAUAAAGCAGAGCUAAAACUAAGUUUCUUUCAUGUCCUCCCUACUUCCUCUAUGUCAAUCACAUUAAAGUGUGUAAUCCUAUUUUAUGUGUAUAUAGUCUUUUUUUUAAAAAAAACAGCUGCUCAGAGUUUAGUUUAAUCCCUGUUUUUGUGUCUUUGGCUUCACUCAGGUCCUGAACAAAUAACUAAAUCUAGAGGUUGCUACAUAGAUUAUAGCAAAGAUUAAUGAAGAGUGGGAUCACUAGCUUUAAAUAUCUGUUGGAAAAGACUGAGCAUUUUCAUUCUGUGGAAUGCAUUGGACUUUUUUAUAUUAAUAAAUGUUUUCAAUAUUCUGUUU
Molecule: messenger RNA, 4740 nt
Organism: Odobenus rosmarus divergens (Pacific walrus)
Lineage: Eukaryota; Metazoa; Chordata; Mammalia; Carnivora; Odobenidae
Gene: SEC31A
Product: SEC31 homolog A (S. cerevisiae)
Exons: 27
Coding region: 455-4075 (1206 amino acids)
Biological process (GO): endoplasmic reticulum to Golgi vesicle-mediated transport; intracellular protein transport; COPII-coated vesicle cargo loading
Cellular component (GO): COPII vesicle coat; endoplasmic reticulum exit site
Molecular function (GO): protein binding; structural molecule activity
Source: RefSeq, a predicted model, not a curated record